Molecule: messenger RNA, 1146 nt
Organism: Camponotus floridanus (Florida carpenter ant)
Lineage: Eukaryota; Metazoa; Arthropoda; Insecta; Hymenoptera; Formicidae
Product: odorant receptor 46a-like
Exons: 5
Coding region: 1-1146 (381 amino acids)
Biological process (GO): detection of chemical stimulus involved in sensory perception of smell; sensory perception of smell
Cellular component (GO): plasma membrane
Molecular function (GO): olfactory receptor activity; odorant binding
Source: RefSeq, a predicted model, not a curated record
AUGCAAAUACUUUCUUUAAAUUUUUUAAUAUAUACUAUUGGUGGUGUUUGGCAGCCUAUCGAUUGGUCAUCAAAUGUUGCUAAGCUACUGUAUAAUAUAUUUACUUUUAUUGUACUAGUUUUGGAAUACUUUUUAAUGUUAACCCAAUUCAUGGAUAUCAUUCUUGUUGUUGAUAAUAUCGAUGAUUUUGCAACUAAUACUCUAAUGUUCUUAACUAUUGUUGGUGUUUGUUGUAAAGCGACCGUUGUAGUAGUACGUCGAAAGUCAAUUAUUAGUCUAGUACAAAUAUUAUUGAAAGCACCAUAUAAAUACCAAGACGAAGAAGAAAUGGCAAUACAAAUGAAAUAUGACAAGUUUAUCAAGUCCUGCUCGAUAAAAUAUUCACUUUUAGUAGCAAGUUCCUUUACAGGCGUUACAAUAGGAUCAGUGUUAAAUAUAAUGCAAGGUCAUUUACCCUAUAGAGUAUGGUUACCAUACGAUAUUAACGCAUCUCCAAUUUUCUGGUUUAUAUCCAUUCAACAGAUCGUAUCUCUAUUUUUUGCCUCAUUAAUAAAUGUUGGCACGGAAACCCUAGUUUUUGGAUUAAUUUUACAAACAUGCGCUCAAUUUGAAAUUCUCGAAAGUCGUCUUCGUAAAUUACUGACUAACAAAACAGCUAGUUAUUUGAAUCAUUUACCUGCAUCGUCAAAAAUUAGAAAAGUAGCAAUAUCGGAAUACAUACAUCAUCAUCUCUGCAUUUACAAAUUCGCUAAAACAAUAAACAUAAUAUUUAACCAGGUAUUUUUCAUUCAAUUUUUUGGCAGCAUAUUAAUAUUAUGUACAAGUGUGUAUUAUGUAUCAACGCAUAUGAUGGAAUCUGAAAGUGCAACUCUGAUAAUUUAUACUUUUGGUAUGUUUGUACAAAUUUAUUUUUUCUGCUGGUCCGGAAAUGAAGUCAUACUUAAGAGUAUGAAUUUAAAAGAUGCAAUAUAUCAUACAGAAUGGUUUUUAUUAUCAAUCAGCGACAAAAAGGAACUCAUGAUGAUCAUGAUGCGUAGCACAAUUCCUGUUAAAUUUACCAGUAGUUUCUUGAUAACUUUAUCUCUUCAGUCUUUCAGUAGCAUCUUGAAAACAUCAUAUUCUGCAUUUAAUUUAUUACAAAAGUAA